CCAGACCACGGGUUUGGAGCUGGAGCCCCACUGGUGGAAAGAACAUCACACCUCUCCUGCCAUCAGCUGGACCAGCUGGGAGGCAGAGAUCCUGGCUCCAUUCUCUCACAGAGGAGAAAGCUGGGGACAGAUGCCAUCCUCUUCUCUCCCCUAAACCUCACCGCCAGCAUCAUCAGUCCAAGGCAUCAACCGAACAUGGGCUGUGGCUUCAUUGCAAGGACAGAACGGGGAAGCAGGACACCUCUUGCCCCCAGCCAAGGCUACCUGUCCUUCAGGCAGCAGUGUCCAGAGGAAUCUGCAACAAAGGAUGUGGGUCACAAAGCUGGGAACAGGGCUCUGUGUCUCCAGUGAUCCAGUGGGCCCACCAGCCAAACUUACAGGCUAGGCAAUGUUUCUCCAGUCUCUCACAUCUUUCCCUGUCUUAUGCCAGGCUCCUGCGUCUCACAACAACACAGAAUGACAGAGCACGAGGACUUCAUGAACUUGGCUGGGUACUGGAACUCCUCUGACAAUUACCAGUUCAGCCCUGCCAGGGUUAUUGUCCCUGUGGUCUUCUCCCUCAUCUUCCUCCUGGGCACAGUGGGCAACAGCCUGGUGUUGGCUGUGCUGCUGCGCAAUGGACAGAGGGGCCACAACACUACCAACCUCUUCAUCCUCAACCUCAGCCUGGCCGACUUCUUCUUCAUCGUCUUCUGCGUGCCCUUCCAGGCCACCAUCUACUCCCUUGAGGGAUGGAUCUUUGGCUCCUUCAUCUGCAAGGCUGUCCAUUUCUUCAUCUACCUCACCAUGUAUGCUAGCAGCUUUACUCUGGCUGCUGUCUCUGUGGACAGAUACCUGGCUAUCCGUUAUCCGCUGCGCUCCCGGGAGCUGCGGACCCCCCACAGUGCAGUGGCAGCCAUGGCUGUGAUCUGGGGCCUCUCUGUGGUCUUUGCUGGGCCCUACCUAAGCUACUACGUCCUGAUUGAGUGGGAGUCCAGCUACAUUUGCAUGCCUGGCUGGGAGGAGUGGAGACGCAAGGUCAUGGACACCAGCACGUUUGCCUUCGGCUACAUCAUCCCAGUGCUCGUCAUCAGCCUCUCCUACACCAGAACCAUCAAGUACCUGUGGACAGCAGUGGACCCUCUGGAGGACAUAUCAGAGUCCAGGAAGGCCAAGUGGAAGGUAACCAAGAUGGUCAUCGUUGUAACCAUCCUUUUCUGCCUGUGCUGGCUGCCCUACCACGUAGUCAUCCUCCGAUACCUCUAUGGAGACUUCCCCUUCAACCAGGCCACCUACGCCUUCCGCCUGCUCUCCCACUGCAUGGCCUAUGCCAACUCCUGCCUCAACCCCAUCGUCUAUGCCCUAGUCUCCAAGCACUUCCGCAAGGGUUUCAAGAAGGUUUUCAGCUGUCUCUUGAGAAAAAAGCACCACAAUAAGGUACGUGUGGUGCAUGUUGCCCACAUUGUGCCUGGAUUUGAGGCAGCUUCCACUGAAGUGUCCCAGAUGCACAAGGAGAUUAAUAGGCAUGAGAUGGACCCAGCUUCCGUGGCAGUCCCUUCUGGUUCCUCCAAGCCCCUUCAUAUUUCUUAGCGGCCAAACUCCAUUUGCCAGUUCAGCUCUGUCACCAACUUCAGGCCACUCUUUCCUACUGGGUGAGAGGGAAUGCUGGAAAGGCAAGCCAGAAACUGCUAAACACUGCUUCUGCCCUUGUCGUUCCUUCCCAUUCGAUGCACCAACAGUUCUCUUGAGCCAUCUCCCCACCAGAUGCUGAAUGCGAGGAAAGGAAUUGACCCAGGCUCACCCUGAUCCUCAAACCGCCUGGAUUCCAAGGAUUAAAGCUCCAGCUCCUGUCUGGGCUCUCAUCCAGCAGAAUUCCACUGCUCCAUGGCCCCACAGAACUGGGUCCUGUGCACAAGGGGAGCAGUUCAAGAUGGAGUCAAGGCUCAGGGGAGAAACUCAUGUUGUUUUAACUGUGUGCCUUUUUCUCUUCCUCUGCUUUAAAAUCAUCUCCCUCCGGGAAAGCUUUCUCAUUAAAAUGUUCAGAGAAAAGACGCAAGUGGCCAGAUUUAAAACAGUGCCAAACACGGAGUCCCUUCUGCCUCCCACUGCCCCAUGUGGCCAGACUGGCUCCCACAGCAGGAAUGGCAAGGGAGAAGGGCAGUGCCAAGGUGGUGUGGGAAGCACCUGGCACAGCCUGUGGAUGGCUGCAGGGAUGGCUUUGGUGCUGGUGCAUUGCUCUCAGUGACUGAGUCCUCCUCUGGGAUGUGGGGCAGGCCAGGGGCUCUCUGUGAGGGAAGGGAUGUUGCUGCUUUACUAGAGACAUCUUUCUAACCCAGAGCAAAUAAAUGCACUUCCUUCAUCCAGGCAAUAGUGGGGCCUGUAUUGGUUACCUGGGGUGCAUUGAUGCUGCCAGACUCAGCUCAGGAGCAAACGCAGCAGAGGAAACCUCAGGCUCAGGAGAAGGGGAAGGCAGCUGCUGCCUAAGGCUGGUCCCUUAGUCCCACUGAGCCUCUAUUAACGAAACAGGAGCUUCCCCUUCCCUUCCAUUUUGAGCAGUCUGGUGGGCUGUAAAGGGCCUUGGCAGGAGAUGGGGCUCUCUGGGGCUCCUAAUAGUUGUCCUGUGUGGCAUCAUCAUGUGGUGCCUGUGUCAAGACCAAUGUCACUCAUGCACAGCAGGCACUCCUCCCCUGGCUGGUCACCAAGGACUGCUGUUUCUAGUUCAGGCUCUGGGGUCAUGAAUAGGUAUGAGUUUUCCAGGAAACAAUUCCAGCAGAAGCCCUCUGCAUCCCAUUCUUCAUCAGUGUUAGUGAAGUUCUGCAGCUACCAUGCUUGUGCAGGUAACCAUACUUCUGCAGCCAGCCAUACAGUCUCCAUCUGCUCCAGCUCAUCAGUAAACACCUUCUCUGCCUCACCUUCACCCUUAAGGAACCAAGCUUGAUUUUUCUCUGCUUGGAUCAGAUCAGCUUGGAUCAGCUGUGGUCUUUAGCAAAGCUCUAGUUACUGCUAGGGCUUUCUUACCCAAACUCUUCUCCUGGGAAAAAACAAAACAAAACAAAACAAAACAAAACAAAAAAACAGAAAAAGAAUUUUCUGUGACGGAGUCACCAAGCAAGAACUUACCGAACGGGGAUGCAUCUGCCAUUGCUCAUUGGUCCUGCUGGCAAAAGCACAAACAGUUGUAGAUGAAAGACGAAUGCUGAAAGGCAUUUUAGAUUUUUUGCUGUCUGUAGGAAGGUGACUGCAGAUUUUCCAGGGAAUUAUCUGAAUUUAUUCUCCUGUGGGAUUCACUCCAUCACUACAUCCCCGAGAGGAGAACAUUGUGUCCCUCAACCUCGUUCACCUAAGCCUGUUAUCUGGGUCGACCCUGAGGCCAGCACACUGAGUUAAACUGCUAAGGGCAAUUUCAGACACUUUGCUGUCAAGCUAGAGCUGGAAGUUACCUGGGAGUUGAUGGGAAGAGACAAAGUGGGAUGGAUGGAGUUGGGGCCUGGGGUAUCAUCCCUACCGGGGAAGCAUACAGCCUCUACUCACCCUGUAUACAAACAGUAGACCUUCAUCUGCACAUGCUCAAACAGAGGAGAAGCUUUUCCUCUCAGAAUAAAAUCCACAUUUGUGUGCAAAGAUCAAAAGUAAGCAUUUCAAAAGAGAUGGCAGCAAGAUGGAGAAGGUGCAUCAGGAAAUAGUACCUAAGUCUUCUUAAACACAGAAAUGCUCUCCAAACCGAUGAAAAUUCAGCUUGCAGCACAAGAAGAGUUCCUGAUGUGCUCAGACCAGG
This is a messenger RNA of Chiroxiphia lanceolata (lance-tailed manakin), 3754 nucleotides long. RefSeq names its product galanin receptor type 2-like. Bases 424 to 1569 code for a protein of 381 amino acids. Gene Ontology annotation, cellular component: membrane. Gene Ontology annotation, molecular function: galanin receptor activity. Lineage: Eukaryota; Metazoa; Chordata; Aves; Passeriformes; Pipridae. The record is from RefSeq and is a predicted model, not a curated record. Gene Ontology annotation, biological process: adenylate cyclase-modulating G protein-coupled receptor signaling pathway; neuropeptide signaling pathway. The transcript has 2 exons.